Molecule: messenger RNA, 318 nt
Organism: Pisolithus orientalis
Lineage: Eukaryota; Fungi; Basidiomycota; Agaricomycetes; Boletales; Pisolithaceae
Exons: 2
Coding region: 1-318 (105 amino acids)
Source: RefSeq, a predicted model, not a curated record
AUGUUGGGUGACUUCGAGUUUGUGGAAAUCGCACUCGCUUCACUACUCAACCAGCAACAAGUCAAUGCCCUGCUGGAUCUCUUUGCUCAUGUCACACAGGGAGCCAUCCAAGUCAUGCUCAAGAAUGAUGCUGAACUUUGCAAAGCAUGUGAUGCAGCUGCAAUGGAACUCACUCUGUUCUCCAGGGUCAAAGUUAAGGUACCAUACAAAAAGGAAGAAUGUAUGUUCGAAGCACAUAUUCACCCACUGUGGGAGUGGGCACUCAAUAUCUUAGAAAAUCCAUUCCUUGGUCUGCACUUCACCUGGGAUGCACAGUGA